CAUGUUCACAUGUAUACAAAACAUUGACUUUAUUUGAGGCUGAAAUGCAACCAUAGUUUUGAUUCUAUUAUUGUGUGUAUAGAUAUGUAAAAAUGUAGAUAUACAUAUUGAUAUUUCUAUGAACAUAUCAUCAAUGGCUUCUUCUUCCUCUUCAGUUGUUGUUGUUGACGAUGAUCAAGUAGUAAAUAAAUACGAUGUGUUCAUAAGUUUCAGAGGUGUGGAUACUCGAGACAGCUUUACAAGUCAUGUCUACUCAGCCUUAUGCCGAAAAAAUGUUGAAACCUACAUAGAUUACAAACUUGAGAGAGGCCAUGAGAUCUCACCAGCUCUUCUCAAAGCAAUAGAGGACUCAAAGCUUUCACUUGUUAUAUUCUCUCAAAACUAUGCUUCUUCUUCAUGGUGCUUAGAUGAACUUGUUCACAUACUCAAAUGCAAACACAGAAAUGGACAGCUUGUUGUCCCUGUUUUCCAUGGCAUUGAUCCAUCCCAUGUCAGAAAACAGAAGGGCAGCUAUGAAGUUGCCUUUGCUCAACUUCAACAAAGAUUUCACAUUGAUAAAGUCAAAGAGUGGAGGGAUGCUUUGGAAUCAGCUGCCAAUUUGUCUGGAUGGGAUUCACUUAACACUAGGCCUGAGUCCAAACUAGUUGAAGCAAUUGUUGAAGACAUUAUAAACAAAUUGAACAGUGUAUAUGUAUCAUCUUCAUCAAGUGAUGAUGAUUCCAAGGGUUUGGUUGGAAUUAGUAAACGUUAUGAACAAGUAAUGUCAUUGUUAACCACAGAGUCAUAUGAUAUCCGAGUGGUAGGGAUAUGGGGAAUAGGUGGUAUAGGCAAGACAACUCUAGCUAGUGUCAUAUUCACAAGACUCAUCUCUCAAUUCGAAGGUGGUUGUUUUCUUCCAAAUGUUAGAGAAGAAGCACAGAAACAUGGACUAAAUCACUUAAGGACUAAACUGUUGUCGACUUUGUUAGAGGAAGAAACUUCAAGCGCAAGCAACAUGGUUGCGGGAUCAACUUUUGCCAGGAGUAGGCUUCGACGAAAAAAAGUGCUUAUUGUUCUUGAUGAUGUGAAUGAUUCAGAACAAUUGGAACUUUUGGUUGGAGACCAUGAUAAUUGGUUUGGUCUUGGAAGUAGAAUCAUUGUAACAACAAGAGAUAUUCAAGUGCUUAGAAAAGGAGCUAAUGAAGUUUAUGAGGUUAAGGAGCUAGAUUUUGAUGAAGCUCUUCAACUCUUUCAAUUGAAUGCUUUCAAGAAUAGCUCUCCUCCUUCAACUGAUUAUAUAGAGUUGUCUGAAAGGGUGGUUGAUUAUACUAAAGGGGUUCCAUUGGCUCUUAAAGUUUUGGGUUCUUACCUUCAUUCAAGAAGCAAAAAGGAAUGGGAAAGUGCCUUGAAUAAAUUGAAAAAAAUGCCCAAUAUGAAAAUUCAUAGUGUUUUGAGGAUAAGCUAUGAUGGAUUAGAUGAGAAAGAAAAGGAUAUAUUUCUGGAUAUAGUGUGUUUCUUUAAGGGUGAAGAUAGAAGUUUAGUAGAAAAUAUACUAGAUGGUUGUGAUUUAUUUGCUGAUAUAGGAAUAACAGAUCUCAUCAACAAGUCCCUUAUAACUAUCAUAGAGAACAAAGUCUGGAUGCAUGAUUUGCUACAAGAAAUGGGUUGGGAAAUUGUUCGCCAAGAAUCGAAGGACCUUGGAAAGCGUAGUAGAUUGUGGAUUGCUGACGAUGUCUGUCGAGUGUUGAAAACAAAUACUGGAACUGCAACAAUUGAGGGGAUAUUCCUUGAUAUGUCUAAGAUGAGAGAUGUAGACUUGAAUCCUGAAGUAUUUGUUAACAUGUACAAUUUAAGACUGCUCAAAAUUUACAAUUCUAACAAUUUGAUCAAGGGGUGCAAAUUGCAUUUCACUAGAGGUCUUCAGUGUCUCCCUGAUGCUCUUCGUUAUCUUCAUUGGUAUGGAUACCCUUUAAAAUCUUUACCAUCCAAUUUUAAUCCAGAAAAUCUUGUUGUACUUGAAAUGCCUCACAGCCAAAUUGAGCAACUUUGGAGCGAAAAUCAGUACCUCGACAAGUUAAGAAAGAUUGAUCUGAGUAACUCUGAGAAUUUGACUCAAUUCCCAGAUCUCUCCCAAGCUCCACACCUUGAGAGUAUGAAUCUUGGAGGCCAUAGAAAUUUGCUGCAAGUUCCUUCAUAUCUUGAGUACUUUGACAAGCUAACAGUUCUCAAUCUCAGCGGUAAUUCAAACCUGAAAAAUCUCAAAGCCAUACCACAAAGAAUUCAGUACUUAGACUUAGAGGGCACUGGCAUAGAAGAAUUGCCUUCCUCAAUCGGGUCUCUUGACAAACUUUUCUCAUUGAUUCUUAGAAACUGUAAAGGCCUUAAGAAACUCUCCAGCAACAUGCAUAAACUGAAGUCCCUGGAUCAUCUUAACCUGUACGGUUGCUCUUCUCUUGACAACUUUCCAGAUCUUCCCAUGGAAAUAAGAUAUCUAAAUUUGAGUGGAACUGCUAUAGAACAAGUACCUUCACAAAUUGAGGGUCUGUCAAAUCUCCAAAUACUAGAUUUGGGAAACUGCAGAAGGCUUAAGACAGCACCGAAAAGAAUUAUGCCUCUCACACAAGCUUGUUAUGAAGAUUAUAAGCCUGAUAUUGAAAUGGUCUCUUUUAUGAAUUGCCUAAAUUUGGAUGAGAAUGCACGCGACAACCUUAUGGAAUACGCACAGCUUAGAGUUUGGCGCAUGGCAACUGCAGCAGCAUCAUUGAGGCCAACACCUGCUGAUGAAGAUGAACAGUCUCAACUUUUCGUUUGUUGUCCGGGAAAUAAGAUUCCCAGCUGGUUUAACUACCAAUCUGAAGGUUCUUCCAUAAGUAUCAAGCUUCCUUCACAAUGGUUUAGAACCAACUUCUUGGGUUUCACUCUAUGUGUUGUUGUUGCAUUUAACAACUACAAGGAUUACAGUAGCUUGGAUUUUCAAACUCAGUCCGAAUUCACAACAAGCAGUGGUGAGAGCUACAAAUUUGACACCAAGUUGAUAGGUUGGGUAGGAAACGAGGGUUGGGACUCAUUCACUGUUGUUAGAUUAGUGGAUGCAGAUCACUUGUUCUUGUGGUAUGACCAUAGUUUCAAUCUCAAUGUUUUGAAAGGAGACGAAAGAGAAAACUGGUGUACUAAUUUGCGGAAUGCGACCGAAGUGUCAUUUGAGUUCAAACCCGUGGAUCUUUUCAGUGAUCCUGUGGAGUCUUGCUACGUCAAAAACUGUGGAGUCUGUCUUAUAUAUGCUCAAGAUCAAGAUUCAACAAUUGUUAUGGAUGAAGAUGUUGGAAAGCUAACAGUGGGAGAAAGUAGUAAGAGUAAGAGACCCCGCCAAGCUUACGAACCCAUUGGAACUUCCAUUUUCUCUGACAAUGGAGACGAAGAAGAAGAAGGGGAACCCCAGCCUAAGAGAAAUUGAAAUCAUUCAUCCUAUUUGUAUGUAACAUGUUCAGUGUAUCAGUUUGCUGAUUUUCAACUUAUAUCUUUUCAUUCUCCCGUUUUUUUUAAUGAUCUUCUAGCUUUUCUAGAAGUAGUACUUCGCACAAAUAAUGUAUACUUAUUCUAACAGUUUCUCACAACGGAGAGGAAAGUUAAGAACAAUAAGCAGAGAAAAAUAGAAAGUGGGAAAACAGAGCAUUAUGCAAGAUAAUGAGCUGCCAAUGAACUUGCUCAUUGUUUCUUUU
This is a messenger RNA of Cannabis sativa, 3698 nucleotides long. Its product is annotated as disease resistance protein RPV1. The record is from RefSeq and is a predicted model, not a curated record. Lineage: Eukaryota; Viridiplantae; Streptophyta; Magnoliopsida; Rosales; Cannabaceae. Gene Ontology annotation, biological process: defense response; signal transduction. The transcript has 5 exons. The coding region runs from base 119 to 3433 and encodes 1104 amino acids. Gene Ontology annotation, molecular function: ADP binding.